GUCAUGUAUUUUGUCAACACGUCAUCUAGCUUGUCGUAGGCUAUCAAAUGUAAUAAAGUGUUAAAAAAUCGUAAUAUUCUGUGAAUAUCUUGAUAGAUAGUGUUUAAUUUAAAAUGGUUCUCAUAGCAGCAACAGUAUGUACGAAAUCGGGGAAAGCCCUGGUGUCAAGACAAUUCGUUGAAAUGACGAAGGCACGUAUUGAGGGGCUAUUAACUGCCUUCCCUAAACUGAUGACGGGUGGCCGACAGCACACGUUUGUGGAAACUGAAUCUGUGAGAUAUGUGUAUCAGCCUUUGGACAAGCUAUACAUGUUGCUGAUAACAACAAAAGCCAGUAAUAUUCUGGAGGAUUUGGAGACACUGCGUUUAUUCAGCAGAGUGGUACCAGAGUACUGUACCCAGCUGACUGAAGCGGAAGUUCUAAACCAGGCGUUCAAUUUGCUGUUUGCAUUCGAUGAGAUUGUUGCAUUGGGUUACAGGGAGAGUGUCAACUUGGCGCAGGUACGCUCAUUUGUUGAGAUGGACUCGCAUGAAGAGAAAAUAUAUCAAGCAGUGCGACAGACGCAAGAGCGCGAGGCAGCUAACCGUAUGCGGGAACGUGCGAAGGAAUUGCAGAGGGAAAGACUGGAGGCGGCGAAACGCGGCCUUCCGACACGGUCAUCUAGUGGCUUCGGAAGCGGUUUUAGCAGUUCAACGAUUUCUUCAUCGGCGGUGACUGAGCCCAUCACGGAGAAAAUACCCACCACGCCAGUUCGAGACACUCGUCCUUCAACCCGUUCGGCCAUGAAACUGGGGUCUCGCGGAACGGAUGCAGAAUCCUUCGUGUCCCGCCUGAGGAGUGAAGGGGACACAACCGCUUCCGCCGUGGCCACACCCGCUAAACUCGAGAAGGCGCCCGCCGCUAACCAAAAAGAUGUACACUUGAGGUUCGAGGAGAGGUUGAACUUGACAGCCGGCCGCGAUGGUGACGUACAGAACUUCGAGCUCUCAGGUUUGCUGACUUUGCGUAUAAGUAACGAACAGUUCGGAAAGAUUCACGUGCACGUCGACAACAAGGACACUCGACCUUUACAGUUGCAGACUCACCCCAACGUGGACAAAGAAGCGUUCAGAUCAGAUGGCGUGAUCAGACUUAAGCAAGCUCAGCGUCCGUUCCCAUUGCACAGCGACGUUGGCGUGCUGAAGUGGCGCUUGACACAUUCCGACGCAGCCCCACUGUCGGUGAACUGCUGGCCUUCGGAGGGCACCGGGGGUGGUUGUGACGUCAACAUCGAGUACGAUCUAGAGCAAGAACACCUCGUUCUCUCUGAUGUCAACAUCACCAUACCUCUGCCUUCCGGCAAUCCAUCAGUGGUGGUGCAUCAAUGGGAGGGCAGCUACACGCAAAAGGGUCGUAGCAUAAUAUGGAGCAUCCCUGUUAUCAACGGACAACAGAAAUCUGGCACUCUAGAGUUUACGGUAACCCCAGCUAUACCCAACGACUUCUUCCCCCUGUCCGUAACCUGGACGUCGGACACUUCGCUGGCACUAAUCGCCGCGACCAAAGUGACGCAAGCCGAGGAUGGGUCAAGCGCGGACUACUCGCAGGACGUCAGCUUCCACGCGGACAAAUACGAGAUAGUCUAAUACGUGGCGUACGGUCGUUUAUGUUUAAUAGCGUAGUAAAAAAAUAUCCCGUGUAUUUCAAUAUAUUAUGUUAAAGUGAAUAAAUGAUUAUUGUA
Molecule: messenger RNA, 1720 nt
Organism: Pararge aegeria (speckled wood butterfly)
Lineage: Eukaryota; Metazoa; Arthropoda; Insecta; Lepidoptera; Nymphalidae
Gene: deltaCOP
Product: coatomer subunit delta
Exons: 15
Coding region: 114-1625 (503 amino acids)
Biological process (GO): retrograde vesicle-mediated transport, Golgi to endoplasmic reticulum; Golgi localization; endoplasmic reticulum to Golgi vesicle-mediated transport
Cellular component (GO): cytosol; COPI vesicle coat
Source: RefSeq, a predicted model, not a curated record